Plodia interpunctella (Indianmeal moth) is the source of this 1063-nucleotide messenger RNA. RefSeq names its product Selenoprotein R (gene SelR). The transcript has 4 exons. The coding region runs from base 138 to 674 and encodes 178 amino acids. Gene Ontology annotation, biological process: protein repair; response to oxidative stress. Gene Ontology annotation, molecular function: peptide-methionine (R)-S-oxide reductase activity. Lineage: Eukaryota; Metazoa; Arthropoda; Insecta; Lepidoptera; Pyralidae. Gene Ontology annotation, cellular component: cytoplasm. The record is from RefSeq and is a predicted model, not a curated record.
GUUCCAUAAUCCAAGGCAAUAAUAUUUCUUGAUGAGGUAAUGUGAGAUGCGAGAUUUUUGUUUAAUUUUCUAUUUAUUAUCUUAUCAUAAUAAAACUAUUUCAUUGCGUAAUAUUCCACAUAUAGACGAUGUAAGUUAUGCGUGUUUUACUCAGACAUUUCGCUGUAUUCAGGAGGGCUGUAGUACCAAACAGAAAUAUUGGAUUGAGGCAUCCAUUCUCUACAGCAUUAGUGUUUAGAACUAUGGAAGAUAAGGAAGCUUUGAAGAAGCGUUUAACGCCGCUGCAAUAUCAUGUCACGCAAGAAGCUGGCACAGAGCGACCUUUCACAGGUUGCUUUAACAAAUUUUAUGAGGAAGGCAUGUAUGUCUGUGUAGUAUGUAGACAAGAACUAUUUACAUCUAAGAGCAAAUUUGACUCUGGUUGUGGCUGGCCCGCUUUUAAUGAUGUUUUAGCCAAGGAGAAGGUCACAUUGCACCAAGACACAAGUGCAGUUGGAGCAAAUAUAUUACUGGUUUUAACACGACCAGGUUUGGUGCGAACUGAGGUGCGAUGCUCCAAGUGCUCGGCUCAUCUUGGGCAUGUGUUCGAUGAUGGGCCAGCACCUACCAAGAAACGAUUUUGCAUUAAUUCUGCCUCCAUGGACUUCAUACCAGCUGAAGAAAGAAAGGACUAACGCUAAGCUUUAAAAAAAAAUGCAAGCACGAUAUUGAUAAGUAAUAAUUUAUUGAUAACUAUUAAAAAAUAAAGAGAUCAAAUUAAUAUUUUUCGUAUAGAACAUAUUUGUUUUUUUUUUCGAAAAUUUAAAACCAAGGUUUGGUUUAUAAUUCUUAUGCAGAAACUUUGUUUUAAGUUGUAAUGUGUUUUAGGCAACUACUUAAUCAUCUAGUUACCAUACUUCAUGAUACUCAAGUCAUUAUUAAUAUUUAGUUUGUUGAUUUAUUUUUAGUUUUCCUAUUGUUCAAAACGUACAAAACUUUAUUUGCAUUUUACCUUUUUUGUUGCUAAGCUGGUAUAGAUUUAAUCUUAUGAAGAUAUUAUUGUAAUAAAAAUAUUUUUGUGUAA